Messenger RNA from Penicillium canariense, 1521 nucleotides. RefSeq names its product IQ calmodulin-binding motif protein. NCBI's taxonomy places the organism in Eukaryota, Fungi, Ascomycota, Eurotiomycetes, Eurotiales, Aspergillaceae. The transcript is spliced from 5 exons. The coding region runs from base 1 to 1521 and encodes 506 amino acids. The record is from RefSeq and is a predicted model, not a curated record. Gene Ontology annotation, molecular function: catalytic activity.
AUGAUCACCGACAAGGUCUAUAAGUGGUGCAAACAGUCAGCAACGGUAACCUCAGAGUUAGGAGAAGAUCCGUCUCAAUGCCCAACAAAGGUUUUCAAGAAGCUGUAUGAGAGCCAUGAUCACGAUUUGCACUCAAACGAAUCUGGCGACUCGCUAGGGAUCUCAGCGGAUGGGACUUCUUCCUUCGAGCAAAUUGACCACCUACAGAGAGCCCUUGCUUGCGGAAACUGGGGACCAUCAGAGCCAAGUGAAUUAUUCCUGACGAUUUACGGCGACGCAAUCAGCUCCUUGGAGAAAAGCCCAACGUCAGGUGUAGUUUCACCUCCCCUGAUGGGAAGUACAGGGGUGGUUCCUUUGACUAUUGUGGCGCCUUUGCCGGACCUCUGUCGGCAUCUAGCCAACUGCAUAGCUCGAGCCAAAUACGAGGUUUUUCUAGCGACAAACUUUUGGAUUCACUCGGACGCUUCGACGCUGGUGACUAAUGCCAUCAAGGAAUUGUCAAAGAGAGCUGGGCAACGUGGGGAAAGAAUUGUCAUGAAGAUGGUGUAUGAUCGGGGGGACCCGCGCCAGGCAUGGGAAAAUCGAUUGAGUGUCCCCGAAGAUCAGUAUUCUGGGGGGAAAGUCAGAUUACCUUCAGCUGAAGAUAUUCCAAACGUCGAUCUUCAAGUCAUCAAUUUCCACCGACCGGUCUUUGGUACAUUCCAUUCAAAGUUUACUGUUAUUGACCGACGCAUCGCUCUUUUACAAAGUAGCAACAUUCAAGAUAAUGACAAUCUUGAGAUGCUUACUCAUAUCGAAGGACCCAUAGUGGAUUCAUUCUAUGACGCGGCGCUGCUGUCGUGGGGAAACCCCCUUGACCCCCCAUUCCCCCUUUUGAAAUCCGCUGCUAGAAAUGCGCCGAUCCCUUGUCAGGAACCUGAGGGUGCCGGACUAUCCUUGAACAAAGAGACCGAUAUCCUUGCAGAGCAUACAACGACCUCUCCAUGCUAUGACAUCAACCUCGAGCAAGAAGCUCAAAGAAUUAACGGCAGGAUCUAUUCCUCGGGAGAGGGAUCACGGACAGGAGGUGUUACUCGUCAUCUGAACACCACAAUACAGCCUGAUACAAUUGGUGAUUCACCAGAAAUUGACCAAGACAUCGAAAUGACCCCAUACAUGACGCUGCCUGAGCAUGAGCCGGUAGCUAUGGCUUUAGUCAACAGAGAGCCUUACGGAGAGCCGCUUCUCCAGCCCCUUCUAAAUGCUAUUCGUCGCGGUGUUGUUGUCUCCUGCUAUUUGUGUUUGGGCUACAACGAUGCAGGAGAAUUAUUACCUUUUCAGAAUGGGACGAACGAAAUGUUCGCAAACAGGUUAUACAAUUCUCUCAAUUCUGAUGAGGAGAAAAUGCGUCUUCGGGUGUUCUAUUACGUUGGCAAAGAUCAAACAAAGCCAAUCCACAAUCAGUUUAAAAAGCGAAGCUGUCAUAUCAAAUUGAUGAUUGUUGAUGAGCAGAUUGCGAUCCAAGGUCUGUCAGAAGCAUAA